AUGUCGUCUGCUCUGCUGAACGAGGCCGAGCGCAUUGCGCGCGAAUUUGACUACCCCGCGGAAGAGGUGAAGCGCGGCGUCGAGGAGUACAUCAGGGAAUCAAAUGAAGGCCUGGCAAAGGAGAACGCGACACUGAGCCAAAUUCCCACAUUCGUCACCGCGGUUCCCAAUGGCACAGAAAAGGGUCUCUAUCUCGCAGUCGACUUGGGUGGUACCAACUUCCGUGUCUGCUCUGUUCAGCUCCACGGUGACACUACCUUCUCCCUCACUCAGUCAAAGAUCAUGAUUCCCCGGGAACUCAUGGCCUCCGGAACCUCCAAGGAACUCUUCCUUUUCCUCGCUCGUCAGAUCGAGGCCUUCCUGCGCAUCCACCACAAUGAGCACUUUGAAGCCCACCAGCGCCGCCGCCGCGACGGUAACAAAAUUGAGGACCUGUUCGAUCUGGGCUUCACUUUCAGUUUCCCCGUGCGUCAGUUUGGUAUCAACUCGGGAACUUUGAUUCGUUGGACCAAGGGCUUCAACAUCCCCGAUGCAGUCGGUCAAGAUGUGUGCGCUCUUCUUCAAUCUGCCAUUGAUGAGCUGAACCUACCUGUGCGCGUGGCUGCGCUCGUCAAUGACACCGUUGGCACCCUCAUGGCUCGCUCGUACACUUCUCCUGGCGAGACCGGAACCCUGCUGGGCGCCAUCUUUGGUACCGGUACCAACGGUGCCUACGUUGAGAAGCUUGACAAGGUGACCAAGCUCAAGGACAUGAAGGAUGCGCAAUAUGACACCUCCACCGGGGAGAUGAUCAUCAACGCGGAGUGGGGCAGCUUCGACAACCACAUGAGCGUGCUGCCUGACACUGUGUAUGACCGUGAGCUCGAUGCGGAUAGCAACAACCCUGGUGUGCAGAUGUUCGAGAAGCGCGUCUCGGGCAUGUUCUUGGGUGAGAUCCUGCGCCGCGCUCUGCUGAGCCUGCACAACAACCCCAAAUUCGGUCUCUUCAAGUCCAGCCAGAACUCCAGCGUGUCCAUUCCCUCUGAUUCCCUCUUCUAUCGCCAAUGGGGACUGGAUACCAGCCUUUUGAGUCAGGUGGAGGCUGAUACCAGCAAAGACUUCACUGAAGUCAAGGCCGCGCUGAAGGACCACCUGAACAUCGAGAAGCCUAGCAACGCAGAGUGUCAGGCCGUCAAGACUAUCGUGCACGCCAUCGGCAAGCGUGCUGCCCGACUCAGUGCUGUCGCUAUCGCUGCUGUCUUGAUUCACACCGGCAAGCUUGAGACCGAGAAUAUGGUCGAUGUGGGCGUUGACGGCAGUCUCGUCGAGUUCUACCCCAAAUUCGAGGACUACAUCCGUGAGGCCAUGCGCGAAAUCCCACAGGUCGGAGUUGCGGGCGAAAAGAAGGUUCGCAUCGGUAUCUCUAAGGAUGGUAGUGGUGUCGGUGCCGCCUUGAUCGCCCUUGUUGCUAGCAAGGAUGAUACCAUGAAAAUGCCCACUCAGAAAGAAAACUGA
This is a messenger RNA of Penicillium diatomitis, 1494 nucleotides long. RefSeq names its product glucokinase glkA (gene glkA). Gene Ontology annotation, cellular component: cytosol; mitochondrion. Gene Ontology annotation, biological process: glycolytic process; intracellular glucose homeostasis; glucose 6-phosphate metabolic process. Gene Ontology annotation, molecular function: D-glucose binding; fructokinase activity; mannokinase activity. The coding region runs from base 1 to 1494 and encodes 497 amino acids. Lineage: Eukaryota; Fungi; Ascomycota; Eurotiomycetes; Eurotiales; Aspergillaceae. The transcript has 2 exons. The record is from RefSeq and is a predicted model, not a curated record.